AUGCUUUCAUCUCUUGUGGUUUCUUGGUCUCCUAUGUUUCAUGGUGACACCUCAUCAGAGGGAUGCUCUAUACUUGCCAUCGGGGGUAAAAGUGGAAAUAUCUCAUUUUGGAGAGUCUAUGAACCACAAUGUUACUCCAUCACACAACGAAGCAAGCCACCUGGCGCUUUGCUGAUUGGAUUAAUCCAAGCACAUGAUUCGUGGAUUACAGCAAUCAGUUGGUCAAAGUUUGACUCUCAGCUUCUUUUGUCUACAGGAUGUUCUGAUGGGAGUGUGAAAAUUUGGCGGGGAUAUACUGAUGACCUGGCGAAGUCAACUGAAGAUGGUGAUGCUGCAUUUUCAUUGUUGAAAGAUGUUAUAAACAUUGGAUCGGGCCCCACAUCUGUACUUUCACUAAUUGUUCCGGAAGCUUCUCCACAAAAGAUACUCCUAGCUGUUGGGAAAGGCUCUGGAUCUUUACAAGUAUGGAUUUAUGACACUUUGAUUGACAAAUUUGAUGUAAUUGCUCCACUUUCUGGCCAUGACCAAAUUGUUACGGGUUUGGCUUGGGCUUAUGAUGGACACUGCUUGUACAGUUGUAGCCAGGAUAAUUCUUUGCAUAGCUGGAUCAUAAAAGGAGAUUCCCUCCAUAGAGUUGCUUUACCUCCAAAUAUUCUUGGUGUUAAGACCUUCACGGAUGUCCCUAAUGUGUCUGAUGCAUGUUUUGGCAUAGCAGUAUCCCCUGCUAAUCUUGUGGUUGCUGUGGUUCGAAGCUUUGAUGUGAAUCUGUUGAAUCCAAUGUAUGAGGCAAGGUCACAGAAGGCUGCUGUUGAGUUCUUCUGGAUUGGUGGACAAAACCUAGGAAUUUUAAAAGAUGAAGAAUCUGAUGAUGAAAAUUUCCCUGGUUUUCCCAAUAUGGAUUUGGUCAACUGGGGUCAAAACAUAUUAUGGUCUUUAAAUCAAUAUGAAAAUCUUCACAAGCCUUUGGUUUUAUGGGACAUGAUAGCAGCAUUAUCAGCUUUCAAAGAUUCACAACCCAACUAUGUAGAACAAAUACUGGUCAAAUGGCUGAUUUCAAAUCUUAAAUUUGAGUGGGGCCCACCUGGAAUCAUUUUGCCACGUGUCAAUACACAUCUCUCAAACUUAACCUCACGCCAGUUGCAUCUGCUCAAUGUUAUUAACAGACAUGUGCUUUUAAGAGAAGCAGAGUUAGAUAACAACAACGGUGAACAAGACUCGAAAUUUUGGAUAAAGAUUCUCGAAAUGAGUGAAAAAGAACUUCGAGAAAGACUCGUUGGUUGUAGCUUUUCAGCCACACUUAAAGGGUAUAAUGGUAAUUUACAUCCGGUUGGAUUGGCACAGAUGAGAUCAUGGGUUGCUAAUAACGACCAUGUGGUUAAAGAUUAUGUCAAGCUCCUUGCUUCUAAAGUUAAAAAGAUUGAGAAAAGAUAUGUAGGAGAAGAGGAAUGUAGCUACUGUUCAUCAUCAGUUCCAUUUGAGGAUACAGAAGUUGGAUUUUGCAAAGUUGAGAAUCAUAAAGUUGCAAGAUGUGCAGUUUCCAUGGUUGUGUGCCCUCUUACUCCAUUAUGGUUUUGUGUAUCUUGUAAAAGAUGGGUAUCAAAUUUUGCCCCUGAGAGUCUUUUUAAGUUGACCAAACACCCUCCAACAGUUGACUUUGAGAAAAGAUUGAAGCUAAAGACACCUCUCAGGCAAAACGAAAAGAAACAAAGCCCUAGAAUCUAUCAGGAGAAAACUUCCAGCGUGAAGAAGGUAUUGAGAGGGUGUUCAAGCGCCCACACCACAACUACCGGCGAGCUUGGACCUUCGACCAACAGAUUGAAAUUCAAAUUAACCGAAGUAUCUUCUCCAUCGCCACCUCAACUUGGAUUUGAUAACGCUCUGCUUCCGCUUGCAACAUACGAAGACGAGGAUGACGAAGAUGAUGAGCGUGAUGGUAAGAAAGUUGAGGAAAACGGUCAUAAUAACCACGAGGAAGAGGAGGAAGACGACGAGGAAGAGGAGAAUAAUAAUGGAUUUGGUAUAGGGAGGCGUAAUAGGGCAAUUGAAAUCCGUAGAGACUGCCCCUACCUUGAUACCGUUAAUCGCCAGGUUUUGGAUUUUGACUUUGAAAAGUUCUGUUCAGUGUCUUUAUCAAAUUUAAACGUGUACGCAUGUUUGGUAUGUGGUAAAUACUUCCAAGGAAGAGGACAAAAGUCACAUGCAUAUACUCAUAGCCUUGAAGCAGGUCACCAUGUCUACAUUAAUCUCAGAACAGAAAAAGUUUAUUGUCUGCCUGAUGGUUAUGAAAUCAAUGACCCUUCACUUGAUGAUAUUCGCCAUGUCCUCAACCCCAGGUUUAGCAGAGACCAAGUUUUGCAACUUGAUAGAAACAGACAAUGGUCAAGGGCGCUUGAUGGAUCUGAUUAUCUCCCUGGAAUGGUUGGGCUUAAUAAUAUUAAAGAGACUGAUUUUGUAAACGUGACAAUUCAAUCUUUAAUGCGAGUGACACCCUUGAGAAACUUCUUCCUCAUCCCUCAAAAUUACAUCAACAGUAGAUCUGUUCUUGUUCAUCGUUUUGGUGAGCUAACAAGGAAGAUAUGGCAUGCAAGGAACUUCAAAGGACAGGUGAGUCCUCAUGAAUUUUUGCAAGCGGUUAUGAAAGCGAGUAAAAAACGUUUCCGUAUAGGGGCACAAUCCGAUCCGGUUGAAUUCAUGUCAUGGCUUCUCAAUACCCUUCACACAGACCUUAAAAGUCCAAAAACCAAAAAAAGUAUUAUUCAUCAAUGUUUUCAGGGUGAGUUAGAAGUUGUGAAAGAAAUUCAUGUAAAAGAUGAAAGCAAUACUAUGAAUAUCGUAUCUGAGAAAAGUAGAAUGCCAUUUUUGAUGCUGGGUCUCGAUCUACCCCCACCCCCACUUUUCAAAGACGUGAUGGAAAAAAACAUUAUUCCUCAGGUUCCACUUUUUAAUAUACUGAAGAAAUUCGAUGGGGAAUCUGUUACAGAAGUUGUGCGUCCUCGUAUAGCCAGGAUGAAAUAUCGUGUGACGCGACUUCCACAGUAUCUUAUCCUACACAUGCGCCGCUUUACGAAAAAUAAUUUCUUUGUGGAGAAAAACCCAACACUUGUUAAUUUCCCUGUGAAGAAUUUGGAGCUGAAGGAUUAUAUACCUUUACCUGCGGUGAAAGAGGAAGAAAGUCAAAGGCUGCGGUCAAAAUAUGAUUUAAUAGCAAACAUUGUUCAUGAUGGAAAACCGGGUGAAGGUGCUUAUAGGGUGUUUGUACAACGCAAGUCGGAAGAGCUAUGGUAUGAGAUGCAGGAUCUUCAUGUGGCGGAAACGCUUCCACAAAUGGUGGCUCUUUCAGAGGCUUACAUGCAGAUAUACGAACAGCAACAGCUGCCACAUCAGCAAAUGCAGUGAUAUUUGAUAUUUCCUGUGUUAGGAGACCGUUGGUCCAAAUUUAGAAAGGGCACCUCAAGUGGGUCAAAGUUGAAAGAAGUGACCAAUGGCAGUGCCAGUGGGCGUGGGGUUUUCAUUUUUAAUGCCUGACACGUUUUUUUUCAUUUACAUCUUCUUCAAAUCGGCAUUUAUUUUGAAAUAAGUUGAUUUGCUUUCUAUUUCAUGCACAAAUAUAAUAAUUACGAAAAACAAAACACUUAAAUCUAAUUUUCAACUCUUACAUCAACCUUGAACUUUUUAAGUAUAACACGGUGCAUUUUGAAGUUUUUGUUAUAAUGUACAACAUUAUGCCACUUUUAAAUACUAUUAAAAUUCUUUAUCCGACAUGUUUCAAAUACAAACAUUACUAUAUUAUAUAAUUCUUCGUUUUUAAUCCUUAACAUAUAUCUAUAGUAAUUAAUCAAAUUUCUUUUUAUCAAAGGAAAUAAAAUGAAAGUAUGUUCCAUAUAUUUGUCGGCAAGCAUCUAUUUAUAACCGUAACCAACAAGUGCUAAUAAUAAUAAAUAAUAUUUUUUUUAUCAAAGGAAAUAAAUGAAACCCCAAAAGAUUUGUGGCCUCGUUUGUAAUUAAAAAUUUGAUUUUUUACGACAUGGCACUUGAAUAUUUUGUGGUUAAAAAUAGUCAUAUAUUACGAUUAUCCCAUAAGAUUUUUUAUACUCUAUAAUACGUUUGUGGUAAAUAUUUUAGGGGGACAAACUGAAUCAUACAUCAUCAGAUUUUUGAUAUUUUGUUUCUUUUUGGUUUACAUCUUUUUCUAUCACUUCAUUUCAUUUGUAUAUAUCAUGUACUUAUUGAGUUUAGAAUCAAAACCAUCUCCAAACAUGCAUACCCUCUCUAUAUAUGCAUAACUUAUUCCACAUCAAAAUUUAUUAUGUCUUCUAACAAAUAGAAUAUAACAACUAAAGUUGACCAAGUGUUAUAUCUACCCAUUUCUCACCACAACAUCAAACUUCAAUUCAAGAACUACCACCAUGGAAUUCCAAGAAGAUAUCAAGAAUCUUAUGAAGGUAUCUCUUUUAGCAUCAAUUUCUCUUGGUUAUUGCUACUUUAUGGGUAAAAUCAUCCCAAAAGGUUUUCCAAGACUCUUAACAUUCCUUCCUGUCAUUCUAGUUUUUCUUUCCAUUCCACUCUUGUUUAAUUCCGUUCAUCUCAUAGGGGCACUUUCUUUAUGCAUCUCUUGGCUUGCUAAUUUUAAACUCAUCCUUUUCGCCUUUGAAACAGGACCCCUUUCCGCCCCUUCCAUUCCCCUCUCCCGAUUCCUUUCCCUCGCUUGUUUUCCCAUCGAAAAGAGCAUCCCAAGGAAAAACCUGACCCAUAAAUCCCCUUACAACUAUGGAAUUAAAGCUCUCCUUCUUGCGAUUUUCCUUAAGGUCUAUCAUGAUCAUGGGGAUCAUAUACACCCCAUGAUCGCUUGGUUCUUCUUUUCGUUCUCAGUCUACUUCUUUUUAGACCUCCUACUGACUAUCAGUUCCAUGGUAAUGGAAUUCUUACUAGGGGUCAAACUUGACCCCCAGUUCGACGAGCCUUAUCUGUCCACUUCCCUCCAAGAUUUUUGGGGGAGGAGGUGGAAUGUCAUGGUCAACCGAAUUCUCUAUCCAACCAUUUACAAUCCAGUCCGAACACUGUUAGCUCGGGCCAUCGGUCAUAUGUGGGCCCCAAUACCCGCAAUCUUGAUAACAUUUGCAGUCUCGGGUCUUAUGCAUGAACUUAUUUUCUUUUACUUCACCCGAGAAAGGCCAACAUGGGAUACCAUGCUUUUCUUUUGUCUACAUGGAGUCUCGUUGGUUAUGGAGACAACAAUCAAGAAAUUUGUUAAUGUUAAAUGGAGUUUACCCCGCCACAUAACCGCCCCAUUGGUGGUUGCAUUCGUGUUGGUGACAUCUUAUUGGUUGUUCUUUCCUGAACUCCGACGAUGUAAAAUCGCAGAAAGAGCAUUUGAAGAUUACGAGGCUAUAGCGAAGAUGGUAACUUUUGUUGUAUGAUGUACAAAUAGUUAUAAAAGAUAUUUUGAGUUAUGGCUUUUUUUUUUUUCUAAUAAAAUUGUACAUGAAGCAUUA
Lactuca saligna is the source of this 5492-nucleotide messenger RNA. The record is from the annotation of a GenBank genome assembly. Lineage: Eukaryota; Viridiplantae; Streptophyta; Magnoliopsida; Asterales; Asteraceae.